GUGGAAUUCGGUGCUAUGGCGUAAUUGCCGUGCAUAUAAGAAACUUCGAAAUUUAACUUUACCUUUUUGCAGUUAUUGGAAUUUUUCAUGUGGAUGCUUCGUAUUCCUCUGUUUGACAUCAAUGUCCAGCGCGGAAGAGUUUAAAUUAUUGACACCGUUGUAGGAGUGCUUUCAGUUUGAUUUAACGAUAAACACAUCUGACGCAACCUUCAUUUUUGUCGCGAUUCAGAAUAGUUAUUGAUAUAUAUGUACUUUCUCGUGACUGCCGAGUGCUACCUAACCAAGACUUUUUAUUACAUCACCCUGUUACAAAUUAUUUACAAGUUGACAAUCUCGAAGGUAGCAUGGUUUUGUUGUCCCAUAACAUGACUUACUAUCCGCGGAACUUUUCUUGUGAACUUGUUGUCCAUACACCUAUCGAAAAUGCCAAAAUUAUGAUGAAAAUUGAAGAAUUUUAUAUUCCUUCCAAAACUCCUAGCUGUGUAGAAAACUAUUUGUACGUAUUUGAUUCAAACACAGCCAAAUCAAAGGCAAUGCCUGAAGCUGGUGGAGAACGUGGUCUAUGCGGACCAGAUUAUCCAAAACAGCUCAUAUUUACAACGAAGUCAUACAUCUGCAUCGCUUUCCAUACAUCACCCCAACGACCGCCUGUCCUACCCGGCACAAAACCUGGUUUUCGCGUUAUUUUGACUGCAGUUCAAGAAACUCGUACUAACACCUGUCCAUCAGACAAUUUUUAUUGUGGCUUAAUGCCUCGUUUUUUGGCGUCAAACACAAUGAUGGGAUUAAAUCCUCUUUCGUCAGACAGCCGAUUGUAUGGAUCCUCUCUGUCUCUUUCACAGAAUAUGCGAGACCUAGAUGAGGAGAGAUCUUCAACCAACCAUGAUAAACAAUCCAUGGGAUACUGCAUUACUAGGAAAAGUUUAUGUGAUGGUAUUAUUAAUUGUGAAGACGGUAAAGAUGAAGAUAUAUCCCAGUGUCAAGCUAUUAUGGGGAUGAAAGAUUCAAACACAAUUCUAUACGCCGGUGAUACAAAUGAUCCUAAUAACUGGCUAUCAGGUUUCCUGUCACUUGGUAUACCUGCAUCUAUCGCUAUAGCUGUCAGUACAAUUGUUAUUUUUACAUUGGGUAUUGGGGGUGUGAUAUGUUGUUGUCAUCGUUGUUGUCGAAUUAACCAAGGUUAUAAUAAUCACUAUUCGGAUGACAGAAUUCAACGCAGAAGUGGUGCAUUUCUUUCUGAUGCAGGAAACAGUAGUUAUAAUUAUUCUAGAUCUCAACAUCGAGGGAUAGUUGCUGUCAACACUGGUGCACAGUUAUCUGGUAAUUUGAACUUAGUUUCCCAUGUAGACAGUAAUCAACAGAAUAUAAACCGUGAAUGGCAACAGAGUGCUCAUUUUCCACCUGAAUCAGUAGCAGUAGGGGAAAAUUACUCACAACGUGGUUAUAAUGUACCUACACAUUAUCAACAAGCUUUCAACCACUAUUUCACAUCUCAGCAUACGAAUAACGAGAAAGAAAUCCAGUCACACUGUAUUCUCCAAACACCUUAA
Molecule: messenger RNA, 1550 nt
Organism: Trichobilharzia regenti
Lineage: Eukaryota; Metazoa; Platyhelminthes; Trematoda; Strigeidida; Schistosomatidae
Source: the annotation of a GenBank genome assembly